GUUGCUUGAGACGCUCGUCUGCGAGUCAGCUCCCUCAGAUACGCUGCUGGUUUACGGCGUGCCGUAACACGACACGUUUGGAGGGACUUACGCUGCAACGCGUGUGUUAUUGUGGUCUGUGAACACUGGAUACUGUGCUAAGUGCUGUGACCAUGUAUAUAUGCUGAGUUUACAAGUUCCGUCUCCGCUUUAAAGGAUUUUUGACAACACCGCUAGUUCCGGAAUCAGUUCAGCCGAUCAUCGUAAUGAAAGUAGUUAGUCUUCAAUUGCCGUCCGGGCCGAGUAUGGAGCGGCUUCCGCUACCGUUCAGUCCGACCGAACUCUUGUGGCGCUAUCCCUUGCCGUGGGCGCCGCCGCCGCCCUCACCCCUCGGCGAUACGAAGGCCCAGCUGCCGGCGGGUCUUCCUCCAGAACCUAGACUAUGGACUCGUGAAGAUGUCUCCGUGUUCUUGAAAUGGUGCGAAAGAGAAUUCGAUCUGCCUAACUUCGACAUGGAUCUCUUCCAAAUGAAUGGUAAAGCUUUGUGUCUUCUGACCAAAACCGACUUGGGUGAGAGAUGUCCGGGGGCUGGAGACGUGCUUCACAACGUUCUCCAGAUGUUGGUCCGAGACGCCGCUCUUCUUGGGCGAGUGCCUUCUUCUCCAGUGACGCCCACAGCUCGGGGCGCGCCGUACCCACCGUCGCCGCACUCUCACCCGCCCACACCGACGUGGACGGUGGACGGGUUCCAUCACUUCCAUACCGCGGCGGCCGCUGCCCAACCGAACUCCGUAACGUUAAGCCCAGCCCCGUCAGUGGACAGUUCAGGGAGUCCGCAGAGAGGGGAAACCCUGAGCUACGCCCCCGCCUACGCGCAACCUGUCCCCGUCAGUACUCAGGCCGUGAGUUCCGGCAGUAAUCAGUCGGACUCCGAUGAGGAAGCUCAGUUUGCGCCACAGUCGAGAUCACCCAAGGACGCUCCUCUAAACAGUGUGACCCCGCAGACACACGCAGCUCCACAACACUCUCAUUAUCGCGCACAACAUAGAGAAUUCUUCCCAAAUGAUAUGCCCGAAUCAAAUACAAAUGGAAGACUCUUGUGGGAUUUCCUUCAGCAACUUCUAAAUGACCCAACUCAACGAUACACCAACUACAUCGCCUGGAAGAACAGAGAAACUGGUGUAUUCAAAAUCGUGGACCCAGCUGGGCUGGCCAAGCUAUGGGGGAUACAGAAGAACCACUUAUCGAUGAACUACGAUAAGAUGUCGCGCGCCCUCCGGUACUACUACCGCGUCAAUAUUCUGCGAAAAGUCCAGGGCGAGCGACACUGCUACCAAUUCUUGAGAAACCCAACCGAGCUGAAGAACAUCAAGAACAUCUCGCUGUUACGGCAGCAGAUGAGUCCGACGCGGGUCGCCCAGCAGCCGGCCGUGAAGGCGGAGCUCAAGGACGAGAGGUGCGAGGAGGAGAACGACGACGACAUGCCCACCGACCUCAGCAUGAACGGCGCCGAGCCCUGGCGCAAGCGGCCGCGCACCGAGCCCGCGCGGGACAAGCACCGCAUCAGCGCGCUCAUCGGAGACGCCAUCAUGAAGCGGGAACCCGACUACCCCGAGCACUACGCGCUCAACUUGAAAAGUGAAAAAUGCGAACAAUGAUCCGCGUGUGAACUGUGCGUGUGACCGGGACGCUCCUACCGCAUACGUCUAGUCGAACUCCUCUCAGGUUACUCGUCUUCCGUGAAAGAGAUAUGAAAACAUUAUUAUAAGCUGAGAGCACUUUGAUCAGAUCCAUGGUACGAGUUACAGGGUAUGGACCUAGAGAAUGCCUUUGUGCCAAGUGAUUUAUAUUAAGCGUCAAUUACGUAGUUAGCAAAAGGGGUCAAGAGUUUAUUUGUGUUAUGUCAUAGAGACUAUUUUAAUACUUCGUGCAAUGGACCAUAAACGGCCGACAGCAGUUCGGGUGCAGUUAAGAAUUAAAAAUUGCCAAAUCAACAAACUGGACACUUCGACUCGUCUCGAAUGGAUACGCGAUGGAAAUGCAUUUUGUUAAUUAAUUUAAUUGUGUACUUUUAUGUUUAUAUUUUUAUAACCAUAGAUGAAAAAGAAACGUUUGAACACACGUGAGUUAUCUCGUCUUCCAUUAAUUUUUUUUUUUUUUUUCGUGAACAUUUCAAUCGUUGCCUGUGAAAGAUUGUGAAGGCUACCACGUCACUGACUGCGGCGACUCGUCUGAUUAUUUUUAUAUCUUCAAAUCUAAUUUUUUUUAUUUUAUGAUUAACGAGUAAAAGACAAUACACCACACUAACCUACCUUAUUAGCGAUGCCUUUAAAUCAAAAUGUUUAACCACUGUGAUAUAUAAGGUGGUAGUCUUUAGAUUACGCUAGGACUCACUCAUGACUUCCAGCUACAAUUUUCUGUGAUCUCUUUUUAACAAUAUAAGUAAAAUAAAUGAUGUCAAAAAAUAUUGAUUUUGUAAAUAUUAGAUAAUUAUUAAGUUAGUUUAAGUACCAAAAGAGUGUAUGUAUGAUUUGUCAAACAAAAUGUGGAGCUUUAUGUACCUAGGUAUCGGUAAAAAUUGUUACAAGUGACUUUGUAUUUUUUCUAUGAGGCAUCAGCCGAGAUUUCCAACUUGAACGCAAUGUUUAUAAAUAUAAUCUUAAAUAUUGUGGCUGAAUUAUAAUUUAAAAAUAAAUGAAAAUGAUAUUCACAA
Molecule: messenger RNA, 2692 nt
Organism: Danaus plexippus (monarch butterfly)
Lineage: Eukaryota; Metazoa; Arthropoda; Insecta; Lepidoptera; Nymphalidae
Gene: aop
Product: ets DNA-binding protein pokkuri
Exons: 5
Coding region: 246-1637 (463 amino acids)
Biological process (GO): cell differentiation; regulation of transcription by RNA polymerase II
Cellular component (GO): nucleus
Molecular function (GO): DNA-binding transcription factor activity, RNA polymerase II-specific; sequence-specific DNA binding
Source: RefSeq, a predicted model, not a curated record